UCAUCAAUCAAUGCCACUAUCGUUGUUUUGAUUUGUUCGGGAAACUUUUGGGAUAAUUCCGUCUGUUUUAUAACGUUUUAGUGUUCCUGUGCUGGAAAAUAAGUGCGCAUUCAACGAUAAGAAUAAAAUGGCUCAUAUACCGGCAACUUCCUUAGGUAGCAAAAGCAAGAAACAUUUUCUCGGUGUUCCUGCACCACUUGGCUAUGUCGCCGGUGUAGGUCGAGGUGCCACAGGUUUCACUACCCGUUCCGAUAUUGGUCCUGCGCGGGAUGCUAAUGAUGUGUCUGAUGACCGACACGCGCCGCCAGCGGCCAAGCGCAAGAAGAAGGAAGAAGAAGAGGAGGACGACGAGGAUCUGAAUGACUCCAACUAUGAUGAGUUUAGUGGUUACAGCGGUUCGUUGUUCUCUAAGGACCCGUACGAUAAAGAUGACGCGGAAGCAGAUGCCAUCUACGAGAGCAUCGAUAAACGUAUGGACGAAAAACGUAAAGAGUAUCGUGAAAAGAGGUUGAAAGAAGAUUUGGAACGAUAUCGUCAAGAGCGACCGAAAAUACAGCAGCAGUUUUCUGAUUUGAAGCGUAAUUUAAUCACUGUGUCUGAGGACGAAUGGGCUAAUCUACCGGAGGUCGGAGAUAGCCGUAACAAAAAGCAACGGAAUCCACGAGCGGAAAAGUUUACUCCAUUGCCGGAUAGUGUUCUGUCCAGGAAUUUGGGAGGAGAAACAACUAGUACGAUCGACGCUCGUUCGGGAUUGGCAUCGAUGAUUCCUGGUAGUGCAACACCCGGGAUGCUUACUCCCAGCGGUGACUUAGAUUUAAGAAAAAUUGGUCAAGCCAGGAAUACGCUAAUGAACGUAAAGCUGUCACAGGUUUCAGAUUCUGUAGCAGGUCAGACGGUUGUGGAUCCAAAGGGUUAUUUGACUGAUCUUCAGAGUAUGAUCCCAACCUACGGUGGGGACAUCAAUGACAUUAAGAAAGCCAGAUUGCUGCUCAAAAGUGUUCGAGAGACAAAUCCUAAUCAUCCACCAGCAUGGAUUGCUAGUGCCCGUCUGGAAGAAGUCACUGGUAAGGUGCAAAUGGCUCGUAACUUAAUAAUGCGUGGUUGCGAAGUCAAUCCACUAAGUGAAGAUCUUUGGUUGGAGGCAGCACGUUUGCAGCCUCCAGAUACGGCAAAAGGAGUAAUUGCUCAAGCUGCUAGGCAUAUUCCUACUUCAGUUAGAAUAUGGAUCAAGGCUGCUGACUUGGAAACCGAAGCAAAAGCAAAAAGACGUGUGUUUCGUAAAGCCUUGGAGCAUAUCCCGAAUUCUGUGCGAUUGUGGAAGGCUGCUGUAGAGAUGGAAAAUCCAGAAGAUGCUAAAAUUCUACUCUCGAGAGCUGUAGAAUGCUGCAACACAAGUGUUGAACUUUGGCUUGCUUUAGCCCGAUUAGAAACCUACGAAAAUGCUCGAAAAGUGCUGAAUAAAGCUCGAGAGAAUAUUCCAACGGAUCGACAGAUCUGGACAACCGCUGCUAAGUUGGAGGAAGCAAACGGAAAUAUUCAUAUGGUGGAAAAGAUCAUUGACCGAGCAAUGACUUCACUUAGUGCUAACGGCGUUGAAAUCAACCGAGAUCAGUGGCUUCAAGAGGCCAUGGAAGCAGAAAAGGCCGGUGCCAUCAAAUGUUGCCAGGCUAUCAUUAAAUGUGUCAUUGGAGCUGGCAUUGACGAGGAAGAUCGAAAACAAACUUGGAUUGAUGAUGCAGAUCACUGCGCAAAGGAAGGGGCCUUCGAAUGUGCUCGAGCCGUCUAUAACUUUGCUCUUUCUGAGUUUCCUUCCAAAAAGAGCAUUUGGUUACGGGCAGCUUACUUCGAAAAAAAUCACGGAACUCGUGAGAGUUUAGAAGCAAUACUACAAAAAGCAGUUGCCCAUUGUCCAAAAUCGGAGGUUCUUUGGUUAAUGGGUGCCAAAUCCAAAUGGUUGGCCGGCGAUGUGCCAGCAGCUCGUGGCAUUUUAUCCCUUGCUUUUCAAGCGAAUCCUAAUUCGGAAGACAUUUGGUUGGCUGCAGUAAAGUUGGAAUCUGAAAACGCCGAAUAUGAACGAGCGCGCCGACUUCUGGCAAAAGCGAGAGCUUCGGCUCCUACUCCAAGAGUUAUGAUGAAGUCUGCUAAGCUUGAAUGGGCCCUCAACAAAUUGGAAGAGGCUCUUAGUUUAUUGGAGGACGCCGUGAAAGUUUUUCCAGAUUACGCCAAAUUAUGGAUGAUGAAGGGGCAGAUCGAGGAACAGAAGAAACUGUUUGAACAAGCAGUUGAAACUUACAACUCAGGUUUGAAAAAAUGCCCCAACUCGAUUCCGCUUUGGUUGUUGCUGUCGAGUUUAGAAGAACGAAGAAAUCUUCUGACCAAAGCACGUUCUGUACUAGAGCGAGGUCGCUUGAAAAAUCCCAAGAACUCAAUUCUUUGGUUAGCUGCUAUACGAAUCGAGAUACGUGGUGGUCUCAAAGAUAUGGCAAAUACACUGAUGGCUAGAGCAUUGCAGGACUGUCCAAAUGCCGGCGAGCUGUGGUCGGAGGCAAUUUUCUUAGAAGCUCGACCACAACGGAAGUCCAAGUCCGUGGAUGCUCUGAAGAAAUGUGAGCAUGAUCCGCAUGUACUGUUGGCAGUUUCCAAACUUUUCUGGAGCGAACGGAAAGUUCAAAAGUGUCGUGAUUGGUUCAAUAGAACGAUUAAAAUUGAUCCAGAUUUUGGAGACGCUUGGGCCUAUUUCUACAAAUUCGAAUCACAGCACGGUACUGAACAGCAGCAAAAUGACCUACUGGAACGGUGUGUUGCGGCUGAACCAAAACAUGGAGAGGAAUGGUGCCGUGUCAGCAAGAACAUUGCAAACUGGUGCUUCAAAACAGACGAAGUACUGAAGGCAGUGGUGAAAAUACUGCCUACGCCAAUAUAGUUCUAGUUCUGGGAAGUUGAUAAAUUACUGUUCAAUAAAUAGUAAUUAUUAAAACGGCGGAA
Topomyia yanbarensis is the source of this 2985-nucleotide messenger RNA. RefSeq names its product pre-mRNA-processing factor 6 (gene Prp6). The transcript has 4 exons. NCBI's taxonomy places the organism in Eukaryota, Metazoa, Arthropoda, Insecta, Diptera, Culicidae. The record is from RefSeq and is a predicted model, not a curated record. Bases 128 to 2923 code for a protein of 931 amino acids. Gene Ontology annotation, cellular component: U4/U6 x U5 tri-snRNP complex; catalytic step 2 spliceosome. Gene Ontology annotation, molecular function: protein binding. Gene Ontology annotation, biological process: spliceosomal tri-snRNP complex assembly; mRNA splicing, via spliceosome.